CUGUGUCUGACUCUUUGCAACGCCAUGGACCCACCAUGGACCUGCCAGGCUCCUCUGUCCCUGGAAUUCUCCAGGCAAGAAUACUGGAAUGGGUUGCCAUGCCCUCCUCCAGAUUUGUGGCAGGAUCUGGUCCGCAGUUCUGAAAAACUGCCGAGGUUCCUGAUGUUCCUGACCACUUCUCUAGUCUUCCUGCAAGCCAAGGGCAAGGAGGGCCAGCUGCUGCAGCGCUCCAAGAGGGGUUGGGUCUGGAACCAGUUCUUCGUGAUCGAGGAGUACACGGGGCCCGACCCCGUGCUCGUGGGCAGGCUUCACUCCGAUAUUGACUCUGGUGAUGGGAACAUUAAAUACAUUCUCUCAGGUGAAGGAGCCGGAACCAUUUUUGUGAUUGAUGACAAAUCAGGGAACAUUCACGCCACCAAGACAUUGGACCGAGAGGAGAGAGCCCAGUACACGCUGAUGGCUCAGGCGGUGGACAGGGACACCAACCGGCCCCUGGAGCCGCCGUCGGAAUUCGUUGUCAAGGUCCAGGAUAUUAACGACAACCCCCCUGAGUUCUUGCAUGAGACCUAUCACGCCAGCGUGCCCGAGAGGUCCAACGUGGGAACGUCAGUGAUCCAGGUGACAGCUUCAGACGCGGAUGACCCCACCUAUGGAAACAGUGCCAAGUUAGUGUACAGCAUCCUGGAAGGACAACCCUACUUUUCAGUAGAAGCACAGACAGGCAUCAUCAGAACGGCCCUUCCCAACAUGGAUAGGGAGGCCAAGGAGGAGUACCAUGUGGUGAUCCAAGCCAAGGACAUGGGUGGACACAUGGGUGGACUCUCAGGGACAACCAAAGUGACGAUCACACUGACCGAUGUCAACGACAACCCACCAAAGUUUCCACAGAGCGUAUACCAGAUGUCUGUGUCAGAAGCAGCUGUCCCAGGGGAGGAAGUGGGACGAGUGAAAGCGAAAGACCCAGACAUUGGAGAAAACGGCUUAGUCACGUACAACAUUGUUGAUGGAGAUGGGGUGGAAUUGUUUGAAAUCACAACGGACUAUGAAACACAGGAGGGUGUGGUGAAACUGAAAAAGCCUGUAGAUUUUGAAACCAAAAGAGCAUACAACUUGAAGGUAGAGGCAGCCAAUGUGCACAUUGACCCGAAGUUCAUCAGCAAUGGGCCUUUCAAGGACACCGUGACAGUCAAGAUUGCAGUCGAAGAUGCUGACGAGCCCCCUAUGUUCUUGGCCCCAAGUUAUAUCCACGAAGUCCAAGAAAAUGCAGCCCCUGGCACUGUGGUGGGGAGAGUGCAUGCCAAAGACCCUGAUGCUGCCAACAGCCCAAUAAGGUAUUCAAUCGAUCGUCACACUGACCUGGACAGGUUUUUCACUAUUAAUCCAGAGGAUGGUUUUAUUAAAACUACAAAACCUUUGGAUAGAGAAGAAACUGCCUGGCUCAACAUAUCAGUUUUUGCAGCAGAAAUCCACAACCGGCAUCAGGAAGCCAAAGUCCCUGUGGCCAUUAGGGUCCUUGACGUUAAUGACAAUGCUCCCAAGUUUGCUGCCCCUUAUGAAGGCUUCAUCUGUGAGAGUGACCAGACCAAGCCACAUUCCAACCAGCCAAUUGUUACAAUUAGUGCAGAUGACAAGGAUGACACAGCCAAUGGACCAAGAUUUAUCUUCAGUCUACCCCCUGAAAUCAUUCACAAUCCAAAUUUCACAGUCAGAGACAACAGAGAUAAUACCGCGGGGGUGUACGCCCGGCGCGGAGGGUUCAGUCGACAGAAGCAGGAUUUGUACCUCCUGCCCAUCGUGAUCAGUGACGGCGGGAUCCCUCCCAUGAGCAGCACCAACACCCUCACCAUCAAGGUCUGUGGGUGUGACGUGAACGGGGCUCUGCUGUCCUGCAACGCAGAAGCCUACAUCCUGAACGCCGGCCUGAGCACCGGGGCGCUGAUCGCCAUCCUCGCCUGCAUCGUCAUUCUCCUGGUCAUUGUAGUGUUGUUCGUGACCCUGAGAAGGCAAAAGAAAGAACCACUCAUCGUCUUCGAGGAGGAAGAUGUCCGUGAGAACAUCAUCACCUAUGAUGACGAGGGCGGUGGGGAAGAAGACACAGAAGCCUUUGAUAUCGCCACGCUCCAGAACCCCGACGGUAUCAAUGGAUUUAUCCCUCGCAAAGACAUCAAACCUGAGUAUCAGUACAUGCCUAGACCUGGGCUCCGGCCAGCACCCAACAGUGUGGACGUGGAUGACUUCAUCAACACGAGAAUACAGGAGGCGGAUAACGACCCCACUGCCCCUCCUUAUGACUCCAUCCAAAUCUACGGCUACGAAGGCAGGGGCUCCGUGGCUGGGUCCCUGAGCUCCUUAGAGUCGGCCACCACGGACUCGGACUUGGACUACGACUACCUGCAGAACUGGGGCCCUCGCUUUAAGAAACUAGCGGACUUGUACGGUUCCAAAGACGCUUUUGAUGACGACUCUUAA
Messenger RNA from Rangifer tarandus platyrhynchus (Svalbard reindeer), 2469 nucleotides. NCBI's taxonomy places the organism in Eukaryota, Metazoa, Chordata, Mammalia, Artiodactyla, Cervidae. The record is from the annotation of a GenBank genome assembly.